AUAUUUCCCUACUCUAUGAUUGUAUGUCAUAAAUAUAACCCUUAUAUUUUUAUGAACAUUUUAAUAAAAUCGAUUCUAGAAAUAUUGUAAGAGCAGCUGUACUAGCGACAGCCUAACAUAAAAUUGAAAUAAUAUUGAAAAUUCAAACGUUAUGACUAUUGAAAAUGCGGAAGAUAUAAAGGAAAAAGUAAUAUUUCCGGUCGAAGAUGAAAAAAGUAGCAGAUAUCGCACCUAUAGUAUCUUGUCUUAUUUCAUAGUUUUAGUCAUUAUUGGUUUACCAGUAUGGUGGUACACUACCAGGGUAUAUCGAGCAGAUUUGCCUUUAACAGAAAUGUCAAAUUUAGAGUUAGAAAGUAAAUUGAGCAAACAGCUUGGAAUACCCCUCAGUUUAGAGUAUGAUAUUCUCAUCUCAGUUGUAAAUCCUAAUCCAGAAAAUUUAGACUUGGUUCUAGAUGCCAAGCUAGUUGGUGAUGCAAUGGAGCCAUUUUUUACAAAUAUAUCAUCUGUUGCUACAUUCACUGUUAAAUCACAGUGGUUAUAUCUGAUAGAUAUUGGUGUAUCUCCUAAAAAGAUGGAUAAUGGGUUUUUGAUUAGUGAAGAACAGUUACCUCAUAUUAUUACUCCGCUAGAAAAAAAUUUGUGGUCUCACAUCUCCCCAAGACCUUGCUUGAAUUUAGUACUUUACGUUCCUCCCUGUUCUUCCAGUCCAUUGAAUAUUUAUAAAAAAGUUGGUAAAGAGUUCAUUAAAUCUGCUUCUAAUGCUAUGCUUAGUCCUAAUUGGGGUGGAAUUUAUAUAGUUAAUCCUACUAUUGAAGAUUGCAAAAAUGGAAGAUUCCAGCCAGAGCUAGAUAAUAUAGUAUCAACAUUUAUAACUCAAUUGAAGAUGAUGUUCAACCUAAAAGAUUCUAGAAAUCAUGAUGAUAUAAAAAAAUUAUAUAAGAGAAAAGCUAGUAACAUGAUUGAAUCUUCUAAACGUACCCUUAAGUCCUUAGCCCAACUUUUAUCAGAAAUAAAUAGUAUUGUUAUAAGUGAUGAGGUGGCACAGAAAAUAAAAAUUUCAUUGGAAAGUGUGGAAAAUGCUGAACUUUAUUUGAAAGCUGAAGAAAUUGAUCUAGCUCUGAAAUUUGCCAAAGUUGCAUUCAAUAAUUCAGAGAAAGCUUUUGGAGACCCAUCUUUACUUGCUCUUUUGUAUUUUCCAGAUGAUCAAAAAUAUGCAGUUUAUAUUCCACUCUUUCUUCCAAUAAUGAUACCAGUAUUGAUGUCCAUUUUGUCAAUUAGGAAAAAAUUAUGGAAAUCUAAAAAGGCAAAAACUGAAUGAAAGCACAUAUUAUGUGAAACAGAAUAUCAUUUUUGAAUAUUAUUUAUUUUUUCUA
This is a messenger RNA of Harmonia axyridis, 1373 nucleotides long. It is a transcript of the gene PIG-S, whose product is annotated as GPI transamidase component PIG-S. The transcript has 4 exons. Lineage: Eukaryota; Metazoa; Arthropoda; Insecta; Coleoptera; Coccinellidae. Gene Ontology annotation, cellular component: GPI-anchor transamidase complex. Gene Ontology annotation, biological process: attachment of GPI anchor to protein. Bases 152 to 1318 code for a protein of 388 amino acids. The record is from RefSeq and is a predicted model, not a curated record.